AACCCACGCUGAGUGAGAAGUGGAGCAAGAUACACUGCCUAGGUGCCCUGUCAUUGAUACACCUGGUAAAUAUAGUAAGAGUAGAGAGUAAAAAGUUUGUAUCCGCGGCGGUUUCCAGCCACAUUCUCUGAUACAGGCCAAGCUGGUGAGAUAUUCAAACAUGGACUGUACUGUGGGUCAUUACAAAGCAGGCAUGCUGCUCAGCGGUGUAGGAGAUGCUCUGGGUUACAGGAAUCAGCUGUGGGAAUUUAACGACUCUGGCCCUGCCAUCCACCAGGAACUGCAAGAGCUAGGGGGGCUGAAAAAAAUCUCUGUGAAGCUUCCUGAUUGGCCAGUUAGUGAUGACACCGUGCUGCACUUGGCAACUGCUGAAGCCUUAGCAACAGGAAAAGCAGGUGAGGAGCUACUGCAUGAGGUUGCUUUCCGAUAUGUGGAGGGAAUGAAGGACAUGGACGGGAGGAUGCCAGGAAGAUCAACUAUUAUAGGCGUUAACCAGUUGCGCCCAGGCCAUGAAGGGGGUUACAGGGUGCUAUAUAACCCAGGAGCCAGAGGUUGUGGGGCAGCCAUGAGGUCCAUGUGCAUUGGCCUUAGAUAUCCUCGUCCUGAUCAGCUGUCCUCACUGGUUGAGGUUGCUGUGGAGACUGGAAGAAUGACCCAUCCUCAUCCAACCGGUUUCCUUGGAGGUGUGGCUUCAGCCUUGUUCGCCUCUUAUGCAGUCCAGCGAAGACCAAUCACAACCUGGGGUCUGGGUUUAUUGGAGGAGGCUUGUCCUGUCGCAAAAACAUUUGUUAAGUCUGUAGGAUAUGCUGUUACGGAGACUGAGAAAGACUGGGAUUACUUUACUGAAAAAUGGAAAUGGUAUUUGGAUCUAAGAGGAUUGUCUUUGGGGACUGAAGCAGUUACUUGGCCUGACCGAUAUGGGCCAGCAGAACGAGACAAGGCCUAUGAGAGCUUCAGUCUAUCAGGUUGGGGUGGUGGAUGUGGUCAUGAUUCUCCAAUGAUCGCUUUGGAUGCCCUCUUAGGAGCAGGCUCAGACUGGGAAGAACUCAUGAGUCGCGCAGGAUUUCAUGGAGGAGACAGUGACAGCACUGCAGCGAUUGCCUGCUGCUGCUGGGGUCUGCUGUAUGAAAUGGACGGAGUCCCCAAGUGUAAUUAUAGAAACCUGGAGUACAGGGGCCGGCUGGAGAGUGUUGCAGAAAAGCUGUAUGCUCUUUCUCACUGAUGAUGCAGAACUCUGAACAGAGAAAAUACGAAAAGAGAAAUAAAUCACAUAGGAAAUAGAUGGCAUGCCAUAAAUUAAAAAAUGCUGAAUAUUUUAGAUCAGUGAAAAUGAUUUUUCAAAUAUGUGUUCACACUGACAGCAAUAUUGCUGGAGGUUGCCAAUGUCACUUGUAGGUGUUCUACAAUUUCUACAUUAAAAUGAAAAGAAUAAAUAAAUAAAUACAUAAAAAAACA
This is a messenger RNA of Onychostoma macrolepis, 1455 nucleotides long. Its product is annotated as ADP-ribosylhydrolase ARH1-like. Bases 161 to 1222 code for a protein of 353 amino acids. The record is from RefSeq and is a predicted model, not a curated record. Lineage: Eukaryota; Metazoa; Chordata; Actinopteri; Cypriniformes; Cyprinidae. The transcript has 8 exons.